AUGCCCAAGAUAUGGCCAAAAAACAAACCCCCCUUGAAAAGGGCAAAAAAGAGAGUUUGGUGGCUGGGCAGUGCUUCGGUGGCUAGUGGGCGGCGCUUCGGUGGUGGCCUGGUGGUUCUCCGGUGGUGGGUGGAGCUUCGGUGGUUUUUAGCGGCGAUGCUGGGCUGCAAGGAGGCCGGCGGUGGCGGUGGGCUGAGCGGCGGGGGCCACAGGGAGGCCGGUGGCGACAGCAGGGGCGGCGGCGGGAGCAGGAGCGGCAGGUGCAGGGAGGCCAACAGUGGGAGUAGGGCCAACAGGGAAGAGCGGAGAGGCGCUGCGGGGAGGAAGGGUUGCUGGGAAGCGGCGACGCAGGGGACCGGAGGUGGUAGGGGGUUGGAGACCACAGGGUCGUCGAGGGUUGGAGGUAACUGCCGGUGGGGGCCGGAAAGAAGCUGGCGAUGGUGA
This is a messenger RNA of Cryptomeria japonica (Japanese cedar), 444 nucleotides long. Its product is annotated as glycine-rich cell wall structural protein 1.0-like. Bases 1 to 444 code for a protein of 147 amino acids. The record is from RefSeq and is a predicted model, not a curated record. Lineage: Eukaryota; Viridiplantae; Streptophyta; Pinopsida; Cupressales; Cupressaceae. The transcript has a single exon.